Messenger RNA from Triplophysa rosa, 4803 nucleotides. It is a transcript of the gene smyd5, whose product is annotated as SMYD family member 5. The coding region runs from base 22 to 1269 and encodes 415 amino acids. Lineage: Eukaryota; Metazoa; Chordata; Actinopteri; Cypriniformes; Nemacheilidae. The transcript has 13 exons. Gene Ontology annotation, molecular function: protein binding; histone H4K20 methyltransferase activity. The record is from RefSeq and is a predicted model, not a curated record.
GUUGAUAUGUAAAUAUCUAAGAUGGCGACCCCCAUAGAUGACAUGUUUUCUCUCUGCGAGGAUCCUGCAAAAACUAGUAAUUCUGUGGAAGUUAGAUUUAUCGAUAACAUCAAGGGGAAAGGAUUAUUCACUAAAAGGGCUUUUAAAAAGGGUGACACCAUUUUCAUUGAGCGACCUCUCGUUUCAGCCCAGUUCUUGUGGAAUGCCUUAUACAAAUACAGAGCAUGUGAAUACUGUCUCCGUGCUCUGGAGACGGCAGAGGAGAAUGCCUGGAGGUUGAGUGGUCUGCCAGCUCUCAGUCUGCUCCAUCCUGAACUGUGUAAGGUGCGACCUGACCGACACCAGGCCUGUCCACAAUGUCAGGUGAUGUACUGUAGUACAGAGUGCCGACUGACUGCAUGGGAGCAGUACCACAAAGUCCUGUGCCUUGGCCCCUCUCAUAAUGACCCAGAACAUCCAAUCAACAAACUGCAGGAGGCAUGGAGGAGUAUGCACUAUCCUCCUGAAACAUCAAGUAUUAUGUUAAUGGCCAAAAUGGUGGCUAUCGUCAAGCAGGCUCAAGAUAAAAAACAUUGGCAGAGGCUUUUCUCUAACUUCUGUAGCCGUACAGCAAAUGAAGAAGAGGAAAUAGUUCAUAAAUUGUUAGGAGAGAAGUUUCAGGGACAGCUGGCCUUGCUGCAUAAUCUGUUUACCACGGCUUUUCACGAUGACCGUCUCAGUCAGUGGUUUACUGCAGAGGGAUUCCGCUCUCUGUUUUCACUUGUUGGGACCAACGGUCAAGGUAUUGGGACCAGUUCUCUCAGUCAGUGGGUUCAUGCUUGCGAUGCACUGGAGCUUUCCAGCCAGCAGAGGGAGCAGCUAGACACCUUUAUCGACCAGCUGUACAAAGACAUUGACAAAGAAACGGGCGAUUUCCUCAACUGCGAGGGUUCUGGUCUCUUCCUGCUGCAAAGCUCUUGUAACCACAGCUGCGUUCCCAACGCCGAGGCGUCUUUUCCCGACAACAACUUUCUUCUUCACCUCAACGCCCUAAGUGACAUCAGCCCUGGAGAGGAAAUCUGUAUCAGCUAUCUGGACUGCUGCCAGCGAGACCGGAGUCGUCAUAGCCGGCACAAGAUCUUGAGGGAGAACUACUUAUUCAUCUGUUCCUGUCAGAAGUGCAUGUCCCAGGCAGGUGAUGCGGAUAUGACAUCAGAAGAUGAAGAGGAAGUGGAAGGAGAGGGCGAGACGGAGGGAGACGACAUGGAGGACGAAAUGACUGAUGUGUGAUUUCUGCUCAGGUUCUUUUGUCCACCCAGCCCAUCUCAGCUGUUUGUAUGUGGAUAAGAAACUUGACGCCAUAUUGCUGAUAUCUACAGCAGUAGAGAAACCAACAUCACGCUCACAGUAGCAUUGCAGUUGUUUGGCUGUUAUAACCUUAAUCUGAACGCCUAUGCAAAAUAGACUCGAGAUGCUGAUUCCAUGUACAGAGUUUGAAAUUCUUGAUGGUCAAGUAAAACUUCUUGAAAUCAUAAUGUGGUUGUUAAGAGUUAAAGCAGAAAGUUUUGUACAAGCACACACCAUAAAAACACACGUGACCAAAAAAUCAUACAUUGAAUAUUCUGUUUCUUCACAAAUGCAUUGUAAAUGCUUGCAAACAUAGAUUUCAAGAUGCUCCACAUGAACUAACUUGGUAUUCUUAAAUCUCACGCAUGGUUAGGUGAUAUCAGGUAUUGUUGGCUUCGCCAUCAUGCAGUCGGCUAGGAUUCCUUGCAGUCCAUACACCUGCAGUUUUGUCUUUUAUAAAUUGUAUCAAAGCUUGCCGCAGUCUGCAGCUCUCGGCUAAUCUCACCGAUGGCGGAUCUGUCGUAAGCACUGGCAUCUUAACUGCCAAGCUGAUGAAUUUUGCCCCGCGAUUCUCUUUUUGAUGUCUUGCGAGGACAAUCUGCCAUGUUGCAGAAGGUACGAAACUCCUGGCAAUCCCAUUUUAUACCUCUUGUCAUAAUCCUCCAGCUUUUAAUUCUCUCAUCCUCUGUUUAUGAAAUUCAUCUCGCAGCGUUCGCGCUCUUCUUUUCACGGAUGAUGUUAUUGACAAUUUCUACGUGUUUUUUCACCCAUCGGUCACAUCUGCCAAAUUAAUUAAUCGUUUAGUGGCGCAGACACUAAAUAAAGCAUUACAAGCAACCUUCUCAGAGCAAAACUAAACGUAAUGACAGAUCAGGGGGCUUCUGCCUUUGAAGAUCUUAAGCGCUUAACGUGAACUCCUGCUGUAAUUCAGUCGUGCUUGGGAAGGCAAGCGUCUUUGAUGCUGUUGCUUAUUUUUUGGGUUAAGGGUUCGAACAAACCUCAAAUCCUUGAACCUGCUUUUUAAGGUGAAGUGUGCUAUUACUUAGUCAUAUUUAUAAUUAUGACAUUUUGAUACGCAAAACUUUGUAUAAAACAUGUUUGCAUUGAAGAGGAUACCCAAGUCUUAUCUAGGGGCCAAAAGAUGAAAAAACACAAACGAUGAUAUUUUGAAUAUUGUUUGUAACCAAACAAUGGCGGUACCCAUUGACUCGCAUUGGUUUUGUGUCCAUACAAUAGACGUCAAUGGGUACCGCGGUUCCUCGGUUUCCAACAUUCUUCAAAAUAUCUUCUUUUGUGUUCUGCAGAACACAGGUUUGAAAUGACAGAAUUUUCACUUUUGAGUGCGUUAUCCAUUUAAAUAACUGCAUUGCAAUGCCUUGGCAACUAUCCACAACACCCUAGCAUUGAAAAACAAACGCAUCUUAUUUUUUUAGAAAAUGUAAUUUGCUUGUUUAAUCUAGUUGUAAUCUUGCUGUGGCAUCAAAUUAGUUUUAUAUUACCGGGCCAAUGAUUAUUCUUGCAUAUACUGUUGCCACUUUUCUUAGCCUCUGCCCGUUUAUAUGCUAAUAGGUUUCUUUAUUUUAUUUUCUCUUUUAAUUAGCGAGUAAUUCUUAUUUGGGAGACAUUUGAAAGGUUCCGUGCCUGUUCAGCCAGAUCGAGCUAAAACAACCAAAAAGUUUGUUUUCCGAAACCUUGAAAACCAGUUGCAUGUGCAAACGAUUGUGUCUGUCUGUUCUGAAAUCGUGUAUUCUCUGUAUGUCGUUUCAUUGAAUUGAAGCUAUAAUACAUGUUGGACAUCCGGUGCGGGUAAAAGCGAGGGAAUUACAGGGCAAAAGGGCAGGACACCUGGGGUUGUGCCUGGGAGGAAUAACCACUGGAUGCAGCUGGCAGCACAAAGCCAGCUGGGUCCUGACAGCUCAGUCCAGCGGCACUGCGGGAGCAUGUCCGAAUCCGCUCUGAAAUAUUCCUUCAGAAUGACCCACUGUGAGUAAUGCCACACAUCAAGCGGAGCUCCUUCACAGGGAGAGAGAGGUCAGAGAGCACACCCUCAGAGGAAAGGGUCUGAUGUUGACCGGGGAGCGGGGCCAAACUCAAAUGAAAGACAAUUAUGAGUCAAAAGAGAAUGGAGUCUUUAUUCUAACCAACCCCAGGCUAGAGACAAGCACAGAAUUUCCAUUUACAAAGGGAUUCAAAGGGAAUGAAAUAGCAGACGCUUUAUGACCUAUUCAAACUUGUAGUGACUAAAAUAACACCAUUUACAUCAUCAUUAAAAUGAUCAGAUCAUCCGUAUUAAAAACUCAUGCAGACCUCAUCUGUGUUUGCAAAGUCUGUAACUAAUGAAUAUACAUCGUUUACACUUCAAGAUAAUGCUAAUGAGCGCUUUCUUUAUAGUGCGUAAUUGACUUGCAUACGGCAUACUCGUUUCCACGCAUUUGUUACACUUCAGUGCAUUACCGCAAAUCCCUCUGCUCAUGUUUACCGAUAAAAGACACAAACUUGCAUAUUUUAAUUUAAGGAGUGUCAUGUUUGCAGGUCAGGAGAUAGGAGAGUUUGGUGCUGGGAGGGAUUCUUGUGUGGCUUCCAUGUUUGUUUUCACCUGUUGAAUAGUUAAGAUGUUGGAAUGCAGUUUGUUUUCAUUUGGAUCUGAAAAGAUGGCUGUACUUUCCCAUAGUAUUAAAGUUCUAUAAAACUAGGACUGGCAAUCGAAAACCAAUUCCAAUUCUGGAAUCAGAAUCGAAAGGUUAGGAUACUUGAUAUAAAAAUGCAAUUUCAAUUCCUCUUAGCCAUUCAGAAAUGUGCAUGUCUGAUAUCUCGAUGAAAGCCCUUAUGAAAAUUAACCAUAUUUUUACUAACCAUGUUUUUACAAAACAUGGUACACAAAAUGGUGCUCAUACAUAUAUUUAUGACUCGCUCUUCAAUAUAUACGCAUUCAAUAAGCAGCCAAAACUACCAUACAGGUUCAUAUAUAAAUGUUUUACUUCAUUUUUUACAACUUUGGAAUUAAAACUGGAAAUCGAUAAGAAUCGGAAUCGAUAAGAGGAAGCGGAAUUGAUCAAAUUCAAACGAUACCAAACCCUAUAUAAAGCACUAUGCAUCUUGUUUUCAGUCGACUCCGCAUUUGAUUAGUUCGGUGGGAGGUUUUUAAAAUGUAAUUUUAUGAUAUUAAAAAGCAAGCUAUCAUAUCAUAUCACAGAACUUUCUACGUCAAACCAUGUAUUGCAAGCCCCAAUAAAAUGACCCUUAAAUCUGCAGUCCGUAACUUUUUUUGGUUAAUAAUGAAGAUAAAUCUGUGAUUUAGCAGCUACAUCAAUCAGUUUUAAAAACUGUCCCCAUACCAUGAAUCACAAUAUCAAGCUUUUAAUAACUCACGUAAAUAUAACUUCGAAAAGUAAAGAAUGUCAACAUUCCAUAAAGUUGAUAUUCCUUUUCAUUUCCUCCACUCUUUACAGUUGAUUUCUUAGUUGAAAAUAUACAGUA